Molecule: messenger RNA, 1022 nt
Organism: Alnus glutinosa
Lineage: Eukaryota; Viridiplantae; Streptophyta; Magnoliopsida; Fagales; Betulaceae
Product: ethylene-responsive transcription factor LEP-like
Exons: 1
Coding region: 86-865 (259 amino acids)
Biological process (GO): regulation of DNA-templated transcription
Molecular function (GO): DNA-binding transcription factor activity; DNA binding
Source: RefSeq, a predicted model, not a curated record
CAAUCACAGGCUGCACUCGGAACACAAAGAGAAGAGAGAUAGUACUAUAGGCCGUAGGACUAUUGUUUCACAAAGAAAUUAAGACAUGAACCCAUCUACGGCGCCAAAGAGCAAAAAGAUGCAAACGCAAACGCAAACGCAAACGCUAGAAACGUCGACAGUGAGAUUUCUGGGUGUUCGAAGAAGGCCAUGGGGAAGAUAUGCGGCCGAGAUUAGAGACCCUUCCACGAAAGAAAGGCAUUGGCUGGGCACCUUCGACACCGCCGAGGAAGCUGCCUUGGCCUAUGACAGAGCCGCCCGCUCCAUGCGAGGCCCACGUGCUCGCACCAACUUCGUGUACUCGGACAUGCCACCUGCCUCUUCUGUCACCUCUAUUAUCUCUCCUGAUGAAACCCAACAAAACUUCUCGUCCCUCUUUGUCCCUCCCACUCCCACUCCCACUCCCACACCCCAACCCCUUUCAAGUAUGGAUUCAUGCGGUUUUCCGGCAAUGUCAGAUAUUGGAGACCACCAGCUCUGGGCUUCUGCUUCCAGCUCUUGUCAUCAAGAACCCGCCAUUGACAACUAUGGUACUGCCGUAUCCGGCAACCAUUCAACCCAUAAUAAUCACACUGAGCUCCCUCCUUUUCCCUCUGACAUUUCUGGAUACCUUGGCUCAAAUAUGAGCGUGCCGGAUUGUGGUCAUGAUCUGAUGGGGUACUCGGAGCAGACCACGGUAACAACGGGGUUCGACUCAAUGGGGAUAUCGAUGAUGGGGUUGGACUCAAUGGAGUACAUGCAUAGCCCACUAUUUAGCAGGAUGCCCCCAGUUUCGGAUACGGUGCCUGAGGGUUUUGAUUUGGGCUCUUCAUCUUAUUUCUUCUGAACCCAGCCCUUAACCUUCUAUACUAAUUGAAGCGUUUGAGGCCGGAGUGGACCUGUUCAUUCUGUUUCAGGUUAUUUUAAUUGGGUUUUUCCCUCUCUUUUUUUUUUUUUUUUUUUCUUUUUCUUUGGUGUGUAUGUUACGUACGGUAAUUUGUGUU